Messenger RNA from Parastagonospora nodorum SN15, 2571 nucleotides. RefSeq lists its product as hypothetical. Gene Ontology annotation, biological process: Okazaki fragment processing involved in mitotic DNA replication; DNA recombination; lagging strand elongation. Bases 1 to 2571 code for a protein of 856 amino acids. Gene Ontology annotation, cellular component: mitochondrion; nucleus. Lineage: Eukaryota; Fungi; Ascomycota; Dothideomycetes; Pleosporales; Phaeosphaeriaceae. Gene Ontology annotation, molecular function: ATP binding; DNA ligase (ATP) activity; DNA binding. The record is from RefSeq and is a predicted model, not a curated record. The transcript is spliced from 5 exons.
AUGGCGCCGAAACAGGCUACUUUGGGAAAGUUCUUUGGAAACCCGAACGCAAACACAUCGAAACAGCAGUCGAAGCUGUCUUUUUCGACCAAACCGAAGGCCCAAAAGAUAGAUGCAGAAAUCAAAGAUGAGCUGGAGUCAUCUACCGGAGAUGUCAAAGCCGAGCCCGCAUCCACGGCAGAGGAGAUAGAAGUCAAGCAGGAGACAAGCGGCGAAGCGAUGGAAUUAGACAGCUCCUCCUCAGAGACUGGAAAGAAGAGGCCUGCGAAGGAAGAAGAAGAAGAAGACUCAGAAGAUGAGCCCCCCAUGAAGCGUCAGCGGAGAAAGCCCUCAAAAGACUCCGAACCUUCGAAGAAGCCGAAGCCAGCAGCAAAGAAAUCUGAGAAGGCGUCUGUAAAGUCGAACAAACAACCUACGAAAGUCAAAGCAGCGGUGCUGGAAGACGACGACGACGAAGUUGCUACAACAGCCUUGGCCAGCAAAGGCAAGAAGAUCACUGGAAAGUCACCUACGCCUGCACUACCAGACUACGACGGCAGUGCGAAGGAAGAAGAAGAAGAGACACUUAGCUCAGACGAGGAGCCAGAGGAGAUGAAGAAAAAAGCGCGGGAAAAGGUGCAGACUGCCCUCAAGUCCAAUACAAAGGACCCAUAUCCUGACUGGAAGGCUGGGGACCCUGUACCGUACGCCGCGCUGUGCACUACCUUUUCGAAGAUCGAAAUGACCACGAAACGACUGGAGAUAUUGGCACAUUGCUCGCUGUUUCUACGACAGGUGUUGCGUUUGACACCAUCCGACCUGCUACCCACUACUCUACUCAUGAUCAACAAGCUCGCGGCCGACUACACGGGAGUCGAGCUUGGCAUUGGGGAGUCACUCAUCAAGAAAGCCAUUUCGGAGAGUACAGGUCGAACCCUGCAGCACAUCAACAGCGAUCAUAACGAGAUCGGUGACCUUGGACUUGUGGCGGCCAAGAGUCGAUCGAAGCAGCCAACGAUGUUCAAGCCCAAGCCUCUCACUAUUCAAGGCGUGCACAAAGGCCUGUUGGCGAUUGCGACCAUCGAGGGGCAGGGUGCGCAAGGACGAAAAGUUGAUGGCAUCAAGAAGCUACUUUCCGCUGCUGAUUCUCACAAUGCUGGUAAGCAUAUCGAUAUAGAAGAAAACAAGGGUGGUCCUAGCGAAUCGAAAUUCAUCGUGCGCACACUUGAGGGUAAGCUCAGGUUGGGCCUUGCCGAGAGGACCGUUGUUGUUGCGCUCGCUCAGGCCAUGAUAUUUCACGAAAUGUCGCAAAACGGCAAGACACCCUCAACGACUGACCUGGGAACGGCCGAGUCGAUACUCAAGACUGUGUACAGUGAGCUCCCAAGUUACGAAGUCAUCAUUCCAGCAAUGUUGGAGCAUGGCAUUCUGCAGCUGCGUGAAAACUGUCGACUGCAACCCGGUGUACCACUCAAACCUAUGCUUGCCAAGCCAACGAAAUCCAUCACAGAGGUUCUUGACCGCUUUGAAGGCAAAGAUUUUACAUGCGAGUACAAGUACGACGGAGAGCGAGCCCAAAUCCAUUUCGUCGCGCACGACGCCGAUAUGGAAAUGGCGACGACAGCUCCGUCCGCCGGAAAGAGCGACCGCGGAGUAUCCAACAUUUUCUCUAGGAACUCGGAGGAUUUGUCCAAGAAAUACCCAGAUAUUCUCGCAAAACUACCCACUUGGAUCAAAGAAGGCACAAAGAGCUUUGUUUUGGACUGCGAAACAGUGGCCUGGGACAUGGUCGAAAAGAAAGUCCUGCCAUUCCAACAGCUCAUGACCCGUAAGAAGGAAGGAUUCAAGGUCUGCGUCUUUGCCUUUGACAUACUCUACCUCAACGGUGAAGCAUUGGUCAACAAGUCUUUCCGUGAGCGCCGCGAACACCUCCAAGAUGCAUUCAUUCCUAUAUUGCUUGAAGACUCAGUGAAAGCGUCCUGCGAGGGUCUAAUGGUGAAGAUGCUUGACGGCCCGGAAUCCUCAUAUGAGCCAUCCAAGCGAUCUCAAAACUGGCUGAAGGUCAAGAAAGACUACCUUGCUGGCGUUGGCGACUCACUCGAUCUUGUGGUUUUGGGAGCGUACUUCGGCAAAGGCAAGAGAACCAGCUGGUACGGAGCUUUCUUGCUCGCGUGCUACAAUCCUAACACACAGAACUACGAGUCGGUCUGCAACAUCGGUACUGGCUUUUCCGAAGCUAUUCUCGAGACCCUACAUGAGCAGUUGUCGGAAAUCGUCAUUGACAAGCCAAAGCCGUUCUACACGCACUCCGUGGGCAACAAGGACCAGCCUGAUGUAUGGUUUGAGCCGCGCUACGUGUGGGAAGUCAAGACUGCAGACCUCACUCUAUCACCAAGAUAUCGGGCUGCAGCUGACGAGGUCUCUGGUGGCGGCAAGGGUAUCAGUUUACGUUUUCCCCGUUUCAUCAAGGAAAGGGACGAUAAAAAGCCAGAUCAGGCGUCCACAUCGAAGAUGAUCGCGGAGAUGUAUCAACGGCAGGAGAGCGUAUCCAAGACCAAAGGCCCAAGUGCGGAUGAUGAUUUCGAGUACUAG